AUGGUUGCGCGAAUUGGCCUCUUGUGCCUCCUGAACAUAUGGUUAAAUACAUUUUCGUCGCCCCUUUUAAAAAAUGGACGGGGAAGCCUCCUCUACGUCGCUUCCCAUGGGGUAGACAAAGUGCGGAAGGAUUCUCCACAUGGUACGCGUGCUGAUCUUCCCUCAGAAAUGAUCAACCAAAAGAACAACCCCAUUUUAAUCAAAUUGAUCAAGCAAGACAUAGCGGCAAAAAAAAUGACAACAUACUAUGGCCAAGUGGCCGUAGGAGAAAAGUCAGAAAAUGUGAUGAAUGUCUUAUUCGACACGGGCUCUACCGAGUUUUGGAUUCCAUUCGAAAAUUGUAAAGGAGACAAUUUUCCCGAUUUUCACAAAAAAUAUAAGCGCACCAAAUCAUUUAGAAAUAAAUUUAGCAAGGAGGGCCUGCCAACGUUGUUGGAGGUUAGCUAUCUCAGUGGGCAGGUCAUCGGAUUUGACGGAUACGACACCAUAAAGUUAGGCGCAAAUCUCUCCGUUCCGAACACAAACAUUGCCUUUGCUACGAAGAUAGAAAUACCCGUCUUAGAAGAAUUUAAGUGGGAUGGUAUUUUAGGCCUCGGAUUUGAGAACGCAGAUUCGAAGCAGCGCGGGAUGAAGCCCUUCUUGGACCAUUUGAAGGACGAAAACAUCUUAACACAGAUGGGGUACAAGAACCAGUUUGGUUAUUACCUAUCCGACACAGGAGGGUACAUCAGCUUCGGAGGGGUGGACAACCGGUUGAAGAGAUCACCGGAGGAGGAAGUUAUGUGGAGCCCCGUUUCGACCGAGAUGGGAUUUUGGACAAUCGACAUCGUAGGAGUGAGAAAGGAAUACGCGCCAGAUGUGAACGUCAAGCGGGACCAGGACGAUGUUGUGGUGAAGUACGAAGGUUUUCACGAUGGAGGGAAAAAGUCCAUUGUUGAUACAGGAACGUUCUUUAUAUAUGCCCCGAAGAAAACAAUGCAAGGUUACCUAAGCGAUUUGAAAAUAAAUUCUUGUGAGGAUAAAAACAAGCUCCCUUAUAUUGUAUUUCAAAUGAAAUCCAGGGGAAUUGAAGGGAUAGAAGGUUCGGCCAUCAUCGAAUUGGUUUUGUCGCCAAACGACUACGUCAUUGAGUAUUUGAAUGAGGAGAACUGGACGAGGGAAUGCGUCCUGGGGAUUCAAGCAGACGAACAGAAGGAUGAAAGUCGCAUAGAAGGAUGGACACUGGGACAAAUAUUUAUCAAAUCUUACUACACCAUUUUCGACAAGGACAAUUUGCAAAUAGGCUUUGUUAGAAGUAGGCCAGAAAAACGAAACAAAAAAGAGGAUGAUCAUUUUAAGAGCUCAUUUCUUAAUGUACGGACAACGAGGGGAAGUAGUAAUGGCCGUCGGAGGGGGACUUACAAUGGACCCCUCUUAGCAUAA
Messenger RNA from Plasmodium fragile, 1422 nucleotides. RefSeq lists its product as uncharacterized. NCBI's taxonomy places the organism in Eukaryota, Apicomplexa, Aconoidasida, Haemosporida, Plasmodiidae. The record is from RefSeq and is a predicted model, not a curated record. Gene Ontology annotation, biological process: proteolysis. The transcript is spliced from 8 exons. Gene Ontology annotation, molecular function: aspartic-type endopeptidase activity. The coding region runs from base 1 to 1422 and encodes 473 amino acids.